Messenger RNA from Magallana angulata, 601 nucleotides. Its product is annotated as c-Myc-binding protein-like. Gene Ontology annotation, biological process: regulation of DNA-templated transcription. NCBI's taxonomy places the organism in Eukaryota, Metazoa, Mollusca, Bivalvia, Ostreida, Ostreidae. The transcript is spliced from 5 exons. Gene Ontology annotation, molecular function: transcription coactivator activity. Bases 96 to 392 code for a protein of 98 amino acids. The record is from RefSeq and is a predicted model, not a curated record. Gene Ontology annotation, cellular component: nucleus.
CUUUGGGGUAAAUCGUUGCGCCCUGCUUGGUGUGUUGCGCAUGCUCUGCCAAAGGUAGCAACCGUUCGACAAUAUUUAUAGACCGAAUAACAAUUAUGACAACUUACAGGGGAGCAGAUUCCAAAAGGGAGGAAUUUAGAAGAUACCUUGAAAAAGCUGGUGUUCUAGAUGCACUCACAAAAGUUUUGGUUGGUCUAUAUGAGGAACCAGAGAAACCAAAUAAUGCUUUAGACUUUUUGAAGCAGCACUUGGGAGCAUCUGGGCCUGAGACAGCUGAUGUAGAGGCUUUAAAACUAGAAGUAACAGAACUUCGCCAGAAAGUGGAACAGCUUACAGAGGAGAACCAAGAAUUGAAAGCAAAGUUACAACAACUAGAUGAGGAGACUGCAUAGACCUGUCAGGGAUAAUCAUUCAUUGGAAUUUUACAGACCUCAUUCUAGAUUUCCAAAUCAUAAAAUGGAGACAUUUAAUGUACAUGAUAUACUUCAGAAAAAGUAUUGUCUUUCUUCUGUAUGUUAUAUAGUUUACAAAAGAAAAGGUUCAUUUAUGAAUUUUUUCUUAUUCAUAUGUUAAAGAAUAAAUCAUAAAUCAUAAUUUUAAA